Messenger RNA from Paramormyrops kingsleyae, 2278 nucleotides. RefSeq names its product torsin-1A-interacting protein 1-like. The record is from RefSeq and is a predicted model, not a curated record. Gene Ontology annotation, biological process: membrane organization. Gene Ontology annotation, cellular component: membrane. NCBI's taxonomy places the organism in Eukaryota, Metazoa, Chordata, Actinopteri, Osteoglossiformes, Mormyridae. Gene Ontology annotation, molecular function: ATPase activator activity.
UCUGGGCCACCGUACAUACGUCAUUUUCGUAAAGGAACUAAACGAUGUUAUCCUGUAGCGAAAAUUAUUCUAAUGUGAUUUUGGUAGUCUGAACGUCAAUACGCGUUUUAUUGCACUACAGACUAUAUGCAUUGGUGGUCAACCAGAACAAUUGACGGUCAGACAAUCCCAUAAAGAAACAAAGUCGACAAUGAGGAGACGAAGGCCGCAAGACUUAAAAUAUGAUACUGGAACCCAGACAAGUUCCCGUAAAAGGAAGGAAGCAAAUAAUGCGACAGGCUCUGAUUCUGACGAAGGGUCUCCAAACAAGAUCCAGAAAACCUCUCUGUCUGGAGAUGAGGAGGUCGCAAAUGACAGAAAGGAGGACACAAAUGCCAUGCUCCUGGACUUGGAUGAAGAUAUGGAUCAGGAAGAUGAGGAAGUCAUGACUAUGGAGAUUUCAAACUGCCGCACGGAUGCAGAAGACUCUCCUGCUGAACAUCUGAGGUCAGAAAAGGAAGAACGUACAGACAGCGUCUCGAUGGGAGAAUUAAGAUAUGAUCUUAGGCGCAGGCCUAUCCGUCCAAGACUGGCGGAAGAAGGUGGAUCCAGGUAUCAGACAGAGAACCGGUUGCCUCUUGACAGGGGUGACACACUCUCACCCUCAUGGCCUGGAAUUAAAGAAAAACAGAAGGUUCAGGUAACCUGGCAGAAAGGGCUGGCAAAAAGGUCUACAGAUUCCAGGUAUCAGGCAGAGAUCCAGCUGUCUAAUAAGACCAACACGCUCUUACAUUCAAGACCUGGAAUUAAGGAGAAAGACUGGCAGGUAGACUGGACUAAAGGUGUAAACCGAACAAACCAGAGAGAUCCGAAUUAUCAGAUUUCAGAAGCACCCUACUUAACGGCAAGCACAGCCGUCCCUUAUCUGCCGGAAAGGGCUUUUCCAAGUCGACUGACUGCUGAAACGAGAAAAAAAGGAGACCAGUUAAAGUACUUUGCAGCAAUCUUCCUGAUCAUCUUGGUAAUUCUGCUUACAUUCUGGUCACUGAAGACAAACACCAGCAAAAGGGAAAUAGACUUCAGUGACAUUUUGUUGGAUGUGAAAUCAGCUUUCCCGAGCCAGAGGGUGGAGUUCUGGAAGAGGUGCACCAUCCACCUGCAGCGACACCUCAGACUGGCCCAGCCCACAGAACCUGUCAGCAUGAUCCUGACCUCAGGCUAUGGGGCGAAGGAGACACUGCGAUGCCUAGCUGACCGCUUGGCGACCGCCUUCUCCUCGCACUUCCAUAAUGCCUCCAUUCUGCACAUCGAUGGCGCCAGUAGGGCGGCGCUAGACAGCGACCAGGUCAAGCUAGACAUGGACCAGAAGAUGACGGGCGCCUUUGAGGGUGGCCAGAUGGCAGCAGUAAUCCACCGCUUUGACGACCUCCCACCGGCGUCAACGCUCAUCUUCUACCGGUACUGCGACCACGAGAACGCCGCGUACAAAGCGGUGUUCCUGGUCUUCACUGUGCUGCUUCCUGUGGAGGAGCUUGACUCGAAGCUCAGCCUGAAUGCUGUGGAGGAGAAGGUACAAGACCACAUCCAGAGCCGCUUUGUUUCCACCAACCAGCCAGGCACUUUUAAUCAGAUGGACCAUGACAAGUUUGGAGGCUUGUGGAGCCGCAUCUCCCACCUCAUCCUGCCUGUGUCUGUGGAGGAGAACAUCGAGAGAAACGGCUGCACUCGCUGAAGCAAACUGGACUAAACUGUACCAGUUAUAUCUCAAUUAUAGAUAAAAAUCUAAUUAUGUUUAAGCAAAAUUAAGGUAUUCUGUUUGAGUCUGUAUCCUUGUUUUGUUUUCUAUUCUGUGUAGCCUGUAAUGUGUUUUAUGAACCUUAAGCCUACAUUUGUAAUAUCACUGAAGGUUCCCAGAACUUUAUGGCAGUCUUCACAAAGUGAGCAGUGGUGUCUUAAUGGUCAGGGAAGUGCACUUGUAAUAGAAAGAUUGCAUGUUCGACUCCCUGACCAGCAAGGCACCACUGAGGUAUCCUGAAGGUACUACUCCCCAGUUACUGAAUUAGCUGCCUCCAGCUAUGUCACGACGUUACAUGCAGAGGACACAUUUUGUUAUUGUGUGCUGUGGUUUGUCAGCAAUGACCACUGAUCACUAAAUCCUAAAUAUACAUGGAGGGAAGGUUAUAUGUUUCCUUCUUCUUAGAAACAUCCCAUUUCCGGAUAAUCAGCGCUAUAGUUUGUGCGUUUAAUUUAAAUGGCAUAUUGUCUUUGUCAAUAGUCCCUAAAUAAAGGUAAGUAGUUA